Messenger RNA from Klebsormidium nitens, 2164 nucleotides. The record is from the annotation of a GenBank genome assembly. NCBI's taxonomy places the organism in Eukaryota, Viridiplantae, Streptophyta, Klebsormidiophyceae, Klebsormidiales, Klebsormidiaceae.
UUUCUGUUGGGUUUUCUAGAGCACUUUCUCUAGCCUCUGCAGGGCUUUUGUACAGCUUUUGCUGGCUUUUACCGAUGGAGCACCCAAUCUGAUGCCCCAGGCCCUUCUUUCUCAGGGCCUCGAUUGUGGUGUAGCUGUAGGAUUUUGGCUCUUAACCAGGAGUCUCCACUUGCGUGGAGAGCUGUCGCGCAAUUGCCACUCAUCAGUGAAAGUGUCUGAAGUUUCAGAAAGGUCUUCGCUGCAGUGGUGGCGUCCAGAACAGUUUUUGCAAUGACGCCUUUGCUGAGUACCCCUGCUGCAGGAAGAUGCCUGCGGACAAUUGGAACACUUCUUCACAACCAGCAAAGUGCUCUAAUGCCACAGCUGUGGACCGCGUCAAGGGCGCUGAGCACCGGAACUGGUCAAGACCAGUACGAUGUUGUGGUGGUCGGGGGCGGGAUGGUCGGAGCGGCACUCGCAUGCGCGCUUGGAUCAUCGCCCAUGACUUCAGCCCUGCGAGUUGCGGUGGUCGACGGCCAGGCUAUAGAUCCAGCCGCCCCCCUCCCAGAUGCAUCUGAAGCGCCAGAGAUCCGAGUCAGCGCUGUCACGCCCUCCAGCGUGAAUUUGUUCAGAGAUGUUGGGGCAUGGAGCACGGUACAGUCAGCUAGGAACGCUCCGUUUGACACCAUGCAGGUGUGGGACAGCGCCGGCCAGGGCUUUGUGCGCUACAGCGCACACGACGUAGACGCAUCUGUUCUGGGCCACGUGGUUGAGAACCGGGUCCUUCUAGCCGCGCUCCACCGCCGGCUUAGCGAGAGUGAAAAUACGCACCUGGUGUGCCCGGCCAAAGUGGACUCGAUUACGUGGCCCGAGAGUGAGGUGUCGGAGUCGGAUGCGGACGUCCGACGAGAGAGUAACGGACAGGCGGAGGCGUCAGGACAGGGGGCGGGAGCUAGCGUGCAUCUGAGCACUGGGAAAACAUUGGGGGCGCGACUAGUGGUGGGUGCGGACGGCGGCCGAUCGAGGGUGCGCUCUCUCGCCGGGUUACGAACGGUCGGAUGGCAGUACGGUCAGCGAGGCCUUGUGGCAACGGUAGUGACAGACAGGGAACAUAGCACCGCCUGGCAACGCUUCCUGCCAACAGGGCCCUUAGCACUGCUUCCGAUGGGCGGCCACUACAGCAACAUCGUAUGGUCGACGACCGAGUCCCACGCCCGCGCUCUAGAAUCGAUGCCGCACUCCGACUUCGCCGCUGCCGUCAACAGGGCCCUUUCUGAAGAGCACGCCCCCCAGCCCCCUUCCUCCGUUUCCAGCUUCCUGCCCGCUCUCCCCUUUCUGGGGGGGUCCUCUGCCGGGGGUUUCCAACCCCCCCCGCGAGUGGUGGAAGCCGUGGGGCGGAGGGCCUCGUUUCCGCUGUCGUUGGUGCACUCCGGGAAGUACGUGCAGCCGAGGCUGGCGCUCAUUGGGGACGCCGCUCACUCGGUCCACCCGCUCGCCGGUCAGGGCGUCAACCUCGGGUUUGGCGACGCACAGGCGCUGGCCGCCGUCAUCGCCAAGGGGGUGUCUACGGGGAGGGACAUCGGCGAGCUGGGUCUCCUGGAAGAGUAUGAAGCAGAGCGGCGGGCGGCCAACUUGGGCAUGAUGGCCGCGCUCGACGGGCUUCAACGCCUUUUCCACGCCCAAUCUGCGCCCGUCGCUCUCGCGCGCAACCUCGGAUUGGACCUCGUGCAGUGGUUGACACCUGUCAAGAAACGGAUCAUGUCGUAUGCGAUGGGAAUGGAGCCCGUGCGCUGAAGCAUCUGCUUCUUGGCAAGCUGCUCGGACCUCGACAAUUAAACGAAUAGACGUGUCGGAAACUCUACUGUAGCAUGAUUGAGUUUUUGAAGGGGCUUUGAACUGCAUCGCCGAGACACCCGGGAGACACAGCGUGUGGCUCAUGCAGUUAAAAAGAGGUGUUCGGCAAAAGCUCGAAGAGAGAUCAGGCGGAUGCGGAUCAUUUAGUCAUAUUCCAAGCUGCAUACUCGAUCGUUCAAUCACAUUCAUUGGACUGCUCUCAUGGAAAGUCAACGAGUUGAUGCUGCGAUGUCUUGACGCAGUCUCUGGGUGGCCCGUCUCUGAAACAUACAUUGUAAAGAUGACACGACUCUGCCGACGGUCGGCGCUGGCAUGCCAUCUUCAAUUAUUA